This is a messenger RNA of Magnolia sinica, 891 nucleotides long. RefSeq lists its product as uncharacterized. The transcript is spliced from 2 exons. Gene Ontology annotation, molecular function: ubiquitin protein ligase activity; zinc ion binding. The record is from RefSeq and is a predicted model, not a curated record. The coding region runs from base 118 to 801 and encodes 227 amino acids. Lineage: Eukaryota; Viridiplantae; Streptophyta; Magnoliopsida; Magnoliales; Magnoliaceae. Gene Ontology annotation, biological process: ubiquitin-dependent protein catabolic process.
AUAACUACCGACCAUCGUUGAUUUCUUUCCUUUUUCAUUUUCCUGUCCAAGUGAGAAGCUCCAUCUCUCUCCGUGUUUUUCUUCUUUAGAGAGAGAGAGAGAGAGAGAGAGAGAGAAAUGUCUUCCUUGUUUAUUCAUCCUACGAGAAUUCAAGCCAAUAUAUCAUUCACCCAUACAACAUGGAAAGCAGAACAAGAAUCUGAAAUUGAAGAACCCACACUCACACUUCAAGUCGAGCUGAAGAACAAGUACUUUGUCUUUGACAAUUCUGACAGAAGCCGACCUCCUAUCAUCCUGCCGUCUACCUUCUCCACCACCUCUUUUCGUACUAAGAUGUCUUCCUUCUUAUGUCCCCAGACUUCCCACCGUAGAAUCCUCCGCAUGCUUUCCAUGAUAGGAAUCGCGCAGCAGGCCAUCGCCGAGGAUUUGAAUUCUGUCAUUUCCACUUACAGCCGGGAGAAGGUUGAAGAGGUCAUCCGUAUGGGGGUUAAUGCAAUGAAGAUUGUCAUUCAAAUAGAGCUUCUGUCGACAGGAUCUUACGAUGACUUGAUGGAUAUUGAUGAUGGGCGGGCUAAGGUUCAUGGAUCGAGAUCAUUGGCUGAGAUAGAGGCUUUGUUGGAGAAAUAUAAAGUUAAGAGAUGGGAUGAAAGGGAGAAUUGUGGGAUAUGUUUGGAUGAGUUGGGUUAUAGUGAGACAGAGGAAGUUAGUGUUCUGCCCUGUUCACAUACGUUUCAUGUGAGGUGCAUCAAGAGAUGGUUGGAAGAAAGUGAUUCUUGCCCUCUAUGUAGAAUCCAUAUCUGAAAAUACAAUGUUAUUUGUAUUUUUAUUUUACUCAUUUGUAAUCAAACAUUCGAUUUGGAGUUUAUUUAUUUAUUAUUUGUUUUAAUGCUA